CAAUUUAAUAAAAAUUUAUUCAGCUUCAUCAGUCGACUUCAGGCAGUUAACCUAAGUAAAAUCGAUUAGAAAUUUCUUUAGAUUCGAAUAAAAGAGUUCACUUGACUAGCUGGAAACAUGGAACCGUUGGAUGAGAAGUUGUAUCGAUGUAGUCGCUGCUUAGGGCGUUGCCUGUGGCAUGAUUUGUCACGACAGGAACAUCGUUGUCCCCAAUGCCGUAUUCCGAUCAGAACUUGUGCCAUUUGUGAUAAGAAUUUUGAGCCACGUGAGAAGGCCCAUUACUAUUGCAAACGUUGUGAUUUCUAUUUGGAGAAACAAGCAGCCAUUAAGCCGCCGCCGAUAGAGGAAGAGGCCUACGGAGAGGAAUACUCAGAGGAUAACGAGGAGGAAAUGCAUACAACAAACAAGGCUUCGGUAAUGGAACGCUGGCAGGAGAUUAAAACAGCAGCUGGCAUUGUCGAUGAUUUCUACCUCAGUGAUUGAUAAAUAAUACGAAAAGUAUAACAA
Messenger RNA from Drosophila willistoni, 507 nucleotides. Its product is annotated as protein FAM76B. The record is from RefSeq and is a predicted model, not a curated record. NCBI's taxonomy places the organism in Eukaryota, Metazoa, Arthropoda, Insecta, Diptera, Drosophilidae. The transcript has a single exon. The coding region runs from base 118 to 483 and encodes 121 amino acids.